Drosophila willistoni is the source of this 667-nucleotide messenger RNA. RefSeq lists its product as uncharacterized. The transcript is spliced from 2 exons. NCBI's taxonomy places the organism in Eukaryota, Metazoa, Arthropoda, Insecta, Diptera, Drosophilidae. Bases 153 to 602 code for a protein of 149 amino acids. The record is from RefSeq and is a predicted model, not a curated record.
GCACUUCUUUGUCAUUUUCUGGAUCUGGUUCAUCUUCACUGGAACCUUUUUCAAGACAUAGAACUCGGAAUUCUGAUGAAAAGCAAGGUCGUAAGCAGAUAAUCAAGACUAUUCAACUGAAUAAGUUACCUACUAUAUGUCGCGAAAAUGACAUGCAGCAAAAUAAAGAAACUCAAGUUUACUCCAAGGAUUCUGUUAAUAAGGUUCUAAAUCACAUUUCUGGAGGUAAAACUGCCCAGAUGUUAAAUGCGGAUUGCUGCCAUGAGAGCCGGGAAGCCCCUAGUAGACACAAGCCCCCUUCCGCCACACCAAAUAACAUAUUGACUCCCAAGGCAAAUGGAAUACAUAAACAAUCUGACAGUCGUUCCGCAAGGAGGGUAGCACCACGUACGACAAAAGGUCCACUUAACAGUGAGGGAGUGCCUGAAAUGGAUAAAAUAUUACAUCAUUUCCGAAUGGGCGAAUAUCUUUAUUUAUUCGUCCAAUGGAAACAGAGUAGUCUGAAAAGUGCCGUACUCCUCACGGAUAUUAUCGACAUUUAUUCUCAGCAAAUAAUUGAAUAUAUGGAGGCAGCUAGGGUGGUCAAACCCAGCAACAACUAACAUAAACAUAAUAUUUCACAAGUCAAUAUUAUGCAUCAUACACUUGAUUAAAUUUUAUUCCUGAA